Trichoderma gamsii is the source of this 2046-nucleotide messenger RNA. RefSeq names its product thioredoxin. The transcript is spliced from 3 exons. Gene Ontology annotation, cellular component: endoplasmic reticulum. NCBI's taxonomy places the organism in Eukaryota, Fungi, Ascomycota, Sordariomycetes, Hypocreales, Hypocreaceae. The record is from RefSeq and is a predicted model, not a curated record. Bases 1 to 2046 code for a protein of 681 amino acids. Gene Ontology annotation, molecular function: protein disulfide isomerase activity.
AUGCGGCUGACCUCUUCUACUCUGCUCUCUGGCCUUGCUGCCUUUGGGCUGUUUGGAUCCUUUGUAGCCGCCGCCGAUGAGGAUUCAAAGGCUCCGAAAGAGACUUACUUCGACUCUCUUCCGGUACCCCCCCUUGUGGAACUGACUCCCAAAAACUUUGAAGAGGUGGCGAACCAAACAAAAUGGCUACUUGUGAAGCAUUAUAGGUAUAACACCACCGCCUCCCCUCCUUCGCGCAUCGCUGCCAUCUACCAGUUGGAGUUGCUUGCUAACCUGCUCCAGCCCCUUUUGCCACCACUGCCUGGCCCAGAAGAGGCUGGCGAGAAGGACUUCACCAAGUUCUACGACUUCAAAUUCGCCUCCAUCAACUGCAUUGCUUUUAGCGACCUUUGUGUUCAGCAUGGCAUCAAAUUAUACCCCACCACAACCCUCUAUGAAGAGGGCAAAGAGGCCCGAAGCGAGACGGGUGGCUUGAACAUCACCUUCCUCUCUAGCAUUAUCGAAGAAUCCUUGGAAAAGUCGAAGCCUGGCAGCCGACCGAAAACUCUUGAUCUGCCUAAAGCAGGGGAAAACAAGCGCCCUGCGGUCGAUCCGAAACGAGCGACAGAGGUUGAGACCGGCAAGGCACCCAAGAAGCCUGUUGCUACAGCAAAUGAAGAGGGAACGUCGGUAGCCUUGACGGCUGAGAAUUUCCAGCGUCUGGUGACAAUGACCCAAGAUCCCUGGUUCAUCAAGUUUUAUGCUCCUUGGUGCCCUCACUGUCAAGAUAUGGCGCCUACCUGGGAACAGCUGGCCAAGACCAUGAAGGGCAAGCUGAACAUUGGAGAAGUCAACUGUGACAAGGAGUCGCGUCUGUGCAAGGAUGUCGGUGCUCGGGCCUACCCCACGAUUCUCUUUUUCAAGGGUGGUGAGCGUUCCGAGUAUGAGGGGCUUCGAGGCCUGGGUGACUUCAUUCAGUAUGCUGAAAAGGCCGUCGAUCUCGCCAGCGGUGUUCCUGAUGUCGACCUUGCGUCUUUCAAAGCUUUGGAGCAGAAAGAGGAUGUCAUCUUCGUCUACUUUUAUGAUCAUGCCACCACCUCCGAGGACUUCCAAGCCAUUGAGAGGCUGCCCCUCAGCCUUAUCGGGCAUGCCAAACUUGUCAAGACCAAGGAUCCCGCCAUGUAUGAUCGCUUCAAGAUCACCACCUGGCCGCGGUUUAUGGUGUCGAGAGAAGGCCGCCCCACCUACUUCCCCCCUCUCACACCCAACGCUAUGAGAGACACGAACCAAGUGUUGGAUUGGAUGAGAUCGGUCUGGCUUCCUCUUGUCCCUGAACUAUUGGUGACAAACGCGCGCCAGAUUAUGGAUCACAAGAUUGUUGUGCUGGGCGUCUUGAACCGAGACGACCAAGAAUCUUUCCAGGGUGCCCUCCGAGAGAUGAAGAGUGCAGCAAACGAGUGGAUGGACAGACAGAUCCAGGAAUUCCAGCUGGAGAGGAAGAAGCUCCGGGAUGCCAAGCAAAUGAGAAUUGAAGAAGCUGAAGACCGAGACGACCAGCGCGCCCUGCGAGCUGCCAAGGCCAUCCAUGUUGAUAUGAACAACUCUGGACGGAGGGAGAUUGCCUUUGCCUGGGUCGACGGUGUUUCCUGGCAGCGCUGGAUUCGCACCACCUAUGGCAUUGACGUCAAAGAUGGAGAAAGAAUCAUUAUUAAUGACCAAGAUAAUCGAAAGUACUGGGACAACACCGUGACCGGCAACUACAUUCUUGUCAGCCGCACAUCCAUCCUCGAGACCCUCGACAAGGUCGUUUACACCCCACAGGCUCUGAAGCCCAAGCUUACCAUUUCUCCAUUUGAAAAGGUGUUCUUUGAUAUCCGCCUCUCUUUCACUGAUCACCCCUACCUGUCGCUUGGUUGCGUCGUUGGCAUUGCCUUUGGCGUCUUCUCCUGGCUGCGUGGCCGCUCACGUCGUGGCCGUGGCCACUUCCGGCUGGAAGAUUCUAUCAGCAUCAAGGACUUCAAAGAGGGGUUCCUUGGUAGUUCUAACGGCAACACCAAGGCUGACUGA